AUGAUACAACCUGGUAGACCUCGUACUCAGGCCAGAGUCUUUGCUAUGACACAGCAUGAGGCACGAGCAUCUUUAGAGGUGGUGACUGGUAUGUUAACUAUUUUUUAUAAAGAUGCACACAUUCUUAUAGAUCCUGGUUCUACUCACUCUUUCAUAUCUCAAUCAUUCUCUGUGCACGCUGAUAGAGAAUUAAAACCUUUAGAUUGUGGAUUAGCUAUGAGUACUCUAGUCCGGGAUUCUGUUGUAUGUGAACAUGUGUAUAGGAAUUGUGUUGUUAAGUUGGGCAACCAUGAGCUGUUAGUGGAUCUGAUUCCUUUAUAUCUACAAGAUCUGGAUGUUAUCCUAGGUAUGGAUUGGUUAUCCCGUCAUCAAGCCACAAUAGAUUUUUUUGAGAAAUCAGUAGUAUUUAAUAGUCCAGAAGGAUCUAAGUUCACUUUUUUUGGGGAGAGGCGUUUACUCCCUUCUUAUGUGAUUUCUGCCAUGACUACUAGGAAGAUGCUUCGGAAGGGUUAUCAAGCGUACUUAGCCUAUGUGAUGGACAGUAGCUUAAAAGGACCUAAAUUGGAAGAUGUACCAAUAGUAAGCGAGUUUCCUGAUGUAUUUCCUGAAGAACUUCCCGAGUUGCCUCCAGAUAGAGAGAUUGAAUUCUCUAUUGAUUUAAAUCCAGCAAUUGGAGUUUUGGUUGAUCCUAAGAAGAUUGAAGCAGUAGUCAAUUGGGACCCUCCAACUAAUGUUAGAGAGGUUAGAAGUUUUCUAGGCUUAGCAAGGUAUUAUCGUCGUUUUGUUCAAGAUUUCUCCAUCAUUGCAGCACCAUUGACUAAACUCCUUCGAAAGAAUGCAAAGUGUGAAUGGACAGAUGAAUGUCAAGAGAGUUUCGAGAAGCUUAAAACAUGUCUUACAUCAACCCCAGUCCUUACCUUAUCCUCAGGUACAAGUGGAUUUGUGGUGUACAGUGAUGCUUCUCACAAGGGUUUAGGCUGUGUACUCAUGCAACAUGGGAAGAUUUUUACAGAUUACAAGAGUUUGAAGUAUCUUCUUACACAGAAGGAGUUGAAUUUAAGGCAAAGACAGUGGAUUGAGUUACUUGAGGACUACAACUGUACCAUUGAAUAUCAUUCAGGCAAAGCUAACAUGGUAGCUGAUACCCUUAGUCGCAAGUCCUUUAGUAAUUUAGCUUAUCUCAAAACAGUUUGGCUUCCCUUAUUACUAGAGAUCAGAUCCUUAAGGGUAGAAUUAGCAGUGGAUUAUGCAGGAGCAUUGUUGGAAACUCUCAAAGUUCGAUCAGUUUUGAUAGAAAAAGUCAGAGAUACCCAAAAUCAAGAUGAGCAGUUGAGUAAGAUCAAUAAUGAAGUAAGAAAUGGCACCCGUACCGACUUUUCCCUAAGGGAAGAUAGGACUUUAACGUCUGGUGAUAGAUUAUGUGCACCCAAAGUGAAAAGCUUGAAGAGAGAGAUUAUGGAGGAAGCCCAUUGUUCUGCUUACUCUAUGCAUCCAAGUAGUACAAAAAUGUUGCCUCGCACUUCGCAUGGACUUAAUGCAGUAUGGGUGAUAGUUGAUAGAUUAACCAAGUCAACAUACUUUUUACAUGUCAGGAUGGAUUAUUCUUUAGACAAAUUAGUAGAGAUCUAUGUCAAUGAGAUUAUAAGACUCCAUGGUGCUCUAGUUUCUAUUGUUUCAGAUAGAGAUCCAAGAUUCACUUCUCGAUUUUGGCCUAACUUGCAAAAUGCUUUAGGCACAAAGUUGAAGUUUAGCACUUCCUUUCAUCCUCAGACAGAUGAUCAAUAA
Molecule: messenger RNA, 1785 nt
Organism: Manihot esculenta (cassava)
Lineage: Eukaryota; Viridiplantae; Streptophyta; Magnoliopsida; Malpighiales; Euphorbiaceae
Exons: 4
Coding region: 1-1785 (594 amino acids)
Biological process (GO): DNA integration
Molecular function (GO): nucleic acid binding
Source: RefSeq, a predicted model, not a curated record